UGUUGUAGCCAGCGAACAGACGACCGCUGGGUAAACAACAGAGACGGGAAUGGCCACUUCGUUGGGGGAUAACGAAGAGACGGGUUUAUAUUUUGCUAUAGGAGCGCAAUAGAUACGUCGCGUUGCCUUUCCAAAUGUUCUAGGACUUGUUCGCGACUCUCCAUGGCCGAAUAUUCCAGCGUAGUUGAUGUCGAAAGUUAAGAUAGCUUCAACGUUAGCUUAGCUCGGGGCCCAUUGCCUUCGUCCGCUCUGCUCUCGCUCGGGACUGUUGUCAGUUUCACAAUCCGAGCCACUUUCGUCCUCGAUCCGCGGUUCGAUGGAGGCCUGUCUAGUUAACAACCUGCGCUAACAUGUAGCCCUAGCCGUCUCGACAUUUUCAACGGAAAUUCCCCGUGCCAUACUGGAUCACUGUUAGCGAGAGGAUGGUGACAUGUUGUGGAAAACCCAUUAAGAACAAGCUGUAGUGAGAUGCUGUGGCUCGACUUAUAGGACGUGGUGGAACAGUAUUGGAUGUUUGCAGUGUGAGGACUGACCCGUCACCAUGAAGAGUGAGGUGCCGUCGGGGCCCCCUACCAGACAGGAGCAUCUUAAGGAGCCUCUGGCAAAUCCAGAGACUAUGGAAGCAGCUAAGAGUUUUCCGGAGAACAUGGAGGUGAUCGGAAAGACGGGAGCUGAUUUUAAAAGCCUUUGCACUGAACCCAAGCAUCGCACCCUGAAGGAGACAGGGACACAAAAAGACAUAGAACGUGGUCUUUCUGCACGUAGGAAAAGAAAAGGUCCCGGAGCUGGACCGUCCGAUUGCUCAAUGAAGGAGGGGAAUAUAACCGAGAGUUCAGCUACACCUCAGCGACCUCGGGUAGAACUUUUACAGAACCCCAGCGAGGAAGAUCACAACCAUGAGUCGUCUUUUAGUGAGUGCGCUUCAUCCCCUUCCUCAAGUUUGAGAUUUGGGGACUCUGACACGCUCACCUCAGAGGAAGAAGAGGAAGCAGGAGCCACAGGGGGGCAACACAAGGGCUCAGCUCUCACCACCACAGCUAGUGGAGUCAGUUUGCGACCAGUUCUGGGUCGGCCCAGACGGAGUCGCUCACAUAAGUGGGUGCGCUCUGAAGCAGAGCCUGUGCUGCUGAAACGUCCAUGUUUGAACAACCGGCGGCCUCUGCAAAGGAAACGCUUUGUUAAAUCUGUUGCCGUAGGGGUUCAGCGGACUCCGAAGCAAAAGGAAAGACUACUGCUGCAGAGAAAGAAACGUGAAGUUAUCGCACGCAGGAAGUAUGCUCUACUGCACAGCACCAGUAGUUCCAGUGACGAGCUGAGCAGCGGGUCGUCCUCCACCUCAACUUCCGAAGCAGAAGAUGAGCUGUAUGUUGACGUGAGCAGCACCAGCAGCCAGCCCAGUGCUUCUGUGACUGCAGGUGCUUUGGAUGAAGACGUGGUGGUAAUUGAGGCGACUCCAGCGCCGGCGCCCGUUGUUCCUGCCAGCGAAGAAAUCAAUGUCACCUCAACUGACAGUGAGGUGGAGAUUGUCACGGUUGGAGAUGGUUUCAGGUCUCGCUCAGUAGGAGGGCUGGGCAGGCUGUGGCCCAGUAGUUGCUCCCAAAACCGUCUUCAGGAGUCACGUGGACGACACAGACUCUCUACUGUCAUCCAACCGCUGCGCCAGAAUCCAGGAGAGGUGGUCGAUCUCACUGUCGAUGAAGAUGACCUCAGUGUUGUGCCAACGACCUCCAGCAGCAUUCAUCCACAAACAGUCAGGUCCUCUUCGUCAUCAUCCUCCCAUCAUGCCUCUACCUCAGAGCUCAAUGAUGUCCCAGGACCCUCCACCAGUUGCUCAGGCUCACAACCAGAAAGUAUGCAUCCGCAGAGGGCAAGUGGUUCAACGCGCACCACCACCGAAGAUGACAGCAGACCAGGUUUGCCUGGAACACCAGGAGAGAGCUCGGGCACGGCCCUGCCCCGCCUUCCAUCCUGCUGUCAGCAGCACUCACCUUGUGGAAGACCCUCGCCUAGUCACUUGACCCUCGGCCACUCCCACUCAAACUGCAUGCAGGCCUCAUCCUCCCAGCAGACCAGCAACGCUCAACAUAGUCGCGGUCACAGCAGCGGCCGCCGCUUCCUUCACCAUAUCCAUCAGCCUGCCCCACAGCCACCGGGCACUCUGCCUUUUCAGGAGUCGGGUUGUGCAGUAGAGAGACCCAGCGCCCUCCCUGCGUCCUGCGCCGGUUUGGGCAGCAGCGGCAACAGUUCCCACUACCACGACCAGCAAACUCUGCCAGUCGACUUAAGCAGCAGUAGCAUUCGGAGCAGCGGAAGCAGCGGAGCUAGUUUCCAUGGCAGCACCUCUGCUUUUGAUCCGUGUUGCCCCGGCUCCACCUCGCGGCCUUCUCCUUUCGCCUCCCAGGCCACUCCCGGGACCAGCCAGACCGCUGCAGUGGACUCUUUCAGCUCCCCUCUAGUGGCCCAGCCGCAAACACAACCCCAGCAGCCCUGCAGACAUUACAUGCACCCCACUUACGGCACUCUAGCACGCUCCCUGCAUCAUCAGCCCUCUUCCGCCUGCCCCCACUCCCACGGGAACCCCCAACUGCCCCCUCAGCAGGGCGAUUACGUCAUCCCCCACGCAGUCCACUCCUUUCACCCUCCGCUGGCGUCCGACCCAGCAGGCCACGCGGUGCCCUCCGCUCCGCCACCUCCUCUGCCUGCCCACCACCCCACAAGCUCCAAUGCGCCCCUGGCUCAACACCUGCCUGGGGACCACCAGGCCCUGCCGCACCAUGUGCCAGCGCUGGGGGCGUCGGUUCAGAGGCUCCAUCAGCACGAGAUGAUGCAAAGGCUCGAGGUCCAAAGGCGCAGAAUGAUGCAGCAUCCUACGCGAGCGCACGAGCGUCCUCCCCCACAUCCUCAUAGAAUGCACCCGAAUUACGGCCAUGGCCACCACAUCCAUGUCCCCCAGACCAUGUCCUCCCACCCUCGGCCGCUGGAGCAGAGAACUGCAUGGGAGCUCGGCAUAGAGGCGGGCGUGACUGUGGCGCCGUACCCUUCAGGGCACCUGCACUCCCACCUGCCCCACUACCACCCUCCCCCAAGGCUGCACCACUUCCCCAUUACCUUCAUGACUGGCGUCUCAGAAGUGACCUACCCACACAUUCGGUACAUCUCGUCUAGAAUGACUGGCCUCGGAAGGACCUACGAGGACCUGCUGCAUUUAGAGGAGCGCCUGGGCACGGUGAACAGAGGAGCCUCUCAGGGAACCAUCGAGAGGUGCACUUACCCACACAAGUACAAGAAGAAGGUGUUGGAGAGAGACAUUGAUCAACAGUUAACCCCCGAAGCUUGGGCAUCUAUUGGGAAAAAUAUGCACGCAACCCCUGAAUCGAGAAAGCUUCAUGGGAAGCAGGAGGAAGACGAAGGGGCAGACGAAGACACCGAAGAGAAAUGCACCAUCUGCCUGUCGAUACUGGAGGAGGGGGAGGACGUCAGACGGCUGCCCUGUAUGCACCUCUUCCAUCAGCUGUGUGUGGACCAGUGGCUGCUGACCAACAAGAAGUGCCCCAUCUGCAGAGUGGACAUCGAGGCGCAGCUGACCGCCGAGAGUUGAUGCCGCGUGCUCUUUUUCUAACCAACCUUUUUCUUCGUUUUGAGAUUUAUUUUCCGAUCAUUAGUUUUCACUUCAGUACUGCAGUCAACCAAAGAUGGCAUGAAUUACCUGCGCAGCCUAAAAACAAAACAAAAAAAAAGGAAAAAACAAACCCUUCAUGGCGUCAAAAGAAGAAGAAGAAGCCCGGCGACGUCACCCGUUCUCCGUCCCGGGCCCAAGAUGUUGUGUAUUUAUGAAGCUUUUAUGUAGCUUUUGAUUGUUUCUCCUCAAGUGUCAUUCUUUCGUUCUCUGCAUGUUUCCUCACGACGCAUUUCUUUGCACACUGGACUCCUGGCUGCACCGGAGCCGCCCCGCUAGAGUUUGCGUAAACACUGAGGCCUCCGCCGCCGUCGCAGGGCUGGACACGCCGCCCGUCGUCUGGAGUGCUGGAGCUCCGCAGGCGGACGGUGACGUUCCUCCACAUUCCAGCUGCUGUAUCGGUGCACACUCACAGUAUUUGUUAGAAACCGUCUCCAUCCACCUACCUUCUGCAAAGGUAUUUCAGAGACCAUUCUAGACUGUUCCGUUCGGAGUCUGCCGACUCCAAACAUCAUGGGAUCGACUUUCAUUUGUUUGCAGAGGAAUAUUUGAGACUUAUUUGAGAUUAAUAUGAGUGUUGACCCCAAUCUUGAGACCCCCCCACCUCCUCCUCCUCUGCCCUCUCUGUAGUCGUUCAGCAGCAAUGGGUUUUUUUCUUUUCUUUCCACUGCCGUGGAAACACUAGAACUGUUGACUAACUCACCUGCAUAGACUUGCACAAGAGAGAAAUCGGAACAGCGAGCUGACGCGGCCAUUUCCACUCUGGUUAUUAAAAGAGGAAGGAAAAAAAAAAAGUCUCUGACGGAGUGAGGAAAUGCCGAACUUAAAGCAGGUAAACAAAUGUUCAUGUAACUCAUCAGGAUCAUAUUCUGUGGGAUUUAUAUUAGUUAUAAAUAAAUAAUAUUAAUAAACUUGGAUAACUCUUCAGUCUGGCCUCUUUUCUGUUGUGAAGCUGAGGUGGGUUUUCGCUGUGACUUGUGAAGAAGCUCUUCUGAGAAAGGUUCAUCAUUCAACGCCUGUUCACCCAAGCUCCAACAAAACCCAGUGUGCAGGGAAAAUAGCUAUUCACCUUUGUCCACCAGAAACAGCAGCAAGAUUCAAGCCUUAUAUUCUCUUUACGUCACUCAAAAUGCGGGUUUAUUUCUCACCUGUUAGAAGAACAUUGAGCUUUAACUCGCACACCUGCUUUUGCUCAGUACAAGCUCCGAGGUCAUGUUUCUCUUGACCUUUGACUCUAGAACAAUGGAGCAUUAUGAAGCGUGCUGCAUUAUCUGAGCUGAGCCAGAAGGCUCAAAUCAAUACCUCCUUUUUUGUGCAGAUUGGUUUCCGACUUGGAUUUUGGAGGAAAGAUCAGAGGUUUCCUGAAGAGCUAAGAGGCGGGGGACACAUGGACAGUGUGGAUGUGUUGGAGUGACAUGUAACGGGUCAAGAGGAUUCUGCCAUCGG
Messenger RNA from Synchiropus splendidus (mandarinfish), 5122 nucleotides. RefSeq names its product ring finger protein 111 (gene rnf111). The transcript is spliced from 15 exons. Gene Ontology annotation, molecular function: ubiquitin protein ligase activity. Gene Ontology annotation, biological process: ubiquitin-dependent protein catabolic process. NCBI's taxonomy places the organism in Eukaryota, Metazoa, Chordata, Actinopteri, Syngnathiformes, Callionymidae. Bases 542 to 3598 code for a protein of 1018 amino acids. The record is from RefSeq and is a predicted model, not a curated record.